AGCGUUGCUCCAUAUGCUGUCCAUAGGUUCAAAGGGCAUUCCGAACUCACGGAAGCACGAAAUCACUCGCGUUUUCACUCUGCGCCUGAGAAUACCUUGGCUUUUUGGACCUCGGGGCUUUCCAUACGUUGAUAAACAUGGCGCCGGCCUGUAUCCGUGCUGAAGUUAUCACAUUUUCCUCAUGAAAUGGACAUAACUAAUAAAUAGGGUUCGUUCUAAUGACAUACAGCAAAUACAAGACGGGAAAAGAGAAAAGGGUAGGAAAGACGGACAUUUAAAAUGGGCCUUCGUUAUCUGCUAGCCGGUGUCCCCGGAUCUUCUUAUUUUGGAGCGCAGCGCUGCAUUCGGUUCAUAUUCAGGACAAAUGCCGCUCCGCUGCGGACUGCGGUCGGAACCGCUGCGAUGCAGGACGGGAGUGUGGCACACCUUACCGCCUGGGCUGCGACUUCGCGGUCUUUACCCUCAGUAUCAUCGCUCGGACGGAACUACCGCUGCGACUGGUUCUGUGUAACGAAAAGACUAUGCAGCCGCACACUGAAUUCCGGAAGUACCGCUGCAAAAAAGUUCUGCUUGGCUGAGCUGGGCUCGGCUGUCGCUGCCCGUCAGCGCGCGCAUGCCCACAGGCCGUGCUGGAGCGCGACUCCUGCCCGUUUCCAUUCGACGUCCACUGCCGUUGCCAAAGACGUGGUUCUGUUUGAGCACGACCGAACCCGGUUCUUUCGUCUGCUGUCGUUCUUCUGUGCGGGCCAGCUGCUGUUCUGGACCUACCUGGCUCACUUUGCUUUUACCAACCUGCGAGACUCGCGACGCGCCCAGGCGCCCGAGAACACUGCGAUUUCAGGGGGACUGUUUGGCAUCGACGCAAAUUUAGGUUCUGGUGCCUGGAGGUACGGGUUCACCCUCUCGUGUCUGGCUGUAGGAGGAGCGAUUGUGGGAUUCGGUGUUCUCUUCUGUCGCCGGUCCGUCAGCCGGGUCAUCUUGCACAAGGGCGGCGGGACGGUCACCGUGACGACGCAGUCCCCCCUGGGGGCCGACAGGGGGCGGAGCCUUACCGUGCCGCUGGAGCAGGUGGCCUGCUACUCCCACAGGCAGGAGUCCCCCACUUUCAUCCCCCUGCGGGUCAAAGGUCACCGCUUCUACUUCCUGUUGGACAGAGAGGGGACCCUCAACAACCCCAAACUGUUUGACGUGACUGUAGGGGCAUACAGGCCUUUCUGAAGUGUGUGAGGCUGUGUGUGUGUGACUGUGUGUGUGUUGUGUGUCUGACUGUCUGACUGACUGACUGUUGGGGUAUACAAGGUGUAUGUGUGUGUGUGUGUGUGUGGCAAUACAUAUGCUUUCCACUUCUCCAUUUUCAGUUUGCUUGGAAAAUUAAGUUUCAUUUACUUCCACCUUCCACCAAUUAAAACAGGCUUGUUGUUUGGAACAAUAAAAUGUUUAUUUGCUUUGCUGACA
Molecule: messenger RNA, 1455 nt
Organism: Anguilla rostrata (American eel)
Lineage: Eukaryota; Metazoa; Chordata; Actinopteri; Anguilliformes; Anguillidae
Gene: tmem223
Product: transmembrane protein 223
Exons: 2
Coding region: 280-1218 (312 amino acids)
Biological process (GO): nervous system development
Cellular component (GO): mitochondrion
Source: RefSeq, a predicted model, not a curated record